AUAUUUUUCAUAUCAACUACACUUCCAUAAAACUCCAUUUCAAGGGAAAGCAGGUGGUUUUGUACUUGGAUGCGGUUACGACCGUUUUCUAUUUUUGCUGAUGACGUAGUUUCGUGACGUCAUGAUGUGUCCUCGCUCGCUCGCUAUUUCUCUUACUUCCGGGUUUGUGGUGUGUUACUCUUUCCCAGUCUGUGAUCUUUAACACGCGAAACGCCGACACAACGCAAAAGACGCUUUGUGCAAUUAAGACGAGUCUGGCUUGCUGCCUGCAUCGCUACAGGUUAGGCCAACCAAGUGUUUUCAGGCCAUGCAUCAGUUCCCCACCCCAGUGCUGAUGCCCACCCCACCCCAGCCUACACCGGAAAUAGGGGGAUGGGUUCAAGACAGAGUGUUGGGCAGUGGUGGUUUUGGCACCGUCACACUGUGGAGACAUAAGGAAUCCUCUGAAACUGUUGCACUUAAGAAGACCAGGCAAGAGUUAAACCCAAAGAACAGAGAGAGAUGGAAAUUGGAGGUGGACAUCAUGAAACGGUUGAAGCACGACCACGUGGUCACUGCCAUGGACGUACCAGACCCUCUCAAGCCAAGCAUUGACCACCUGCCAUUUUUAGCCAUGGAAUUUUGCUCAGGGGGAGAUCUGAGAAAGGUACUUUCUCGGCCAGAAAACUACUGUGGAAUGAAGGAAAUUGAUGUCAGGAAUGUUGUGAGACAUGUUGCUUCUGGUGUAGAGUACCUCCAUUCCAAGAGGAUCAUCCACAGAGACUUGAAGCCAGAGAACAUAGUGCUACAGGAAGAGGAGGGAGGGGAGGUAGUGUACAAACUCAUCGACCUGGGCUAUGCCAAGGACCUGGACCAGGGCAGUGUGUGCUCCUCCUUUGUAGGAACCCUGCAGUAUUUGGCGCCUGAGCUCUUUGCUAGUCAGAGGUACACCAGAACGGUUGACUACUGGAGUUUUGGCACACUGGUGUUUGAGUGUAUCACAGGUUCCCGACCAUUCCUACCCAACAGGAACCCUGUUCAAUGGCAUCUUGAGGUGAAGAGAAGGAAGCAGGACACACAUAUCAGGGCUUAUGAAGAAAGGACAGGUGAAAUCAAGCUGGCAUCUGACAUCCCUGCCCCUCACCACCUGUGCCAGCCGCUGGUGGAGCGUUUUGAGUCCUGGCUGCAGCUGAUGCUGAGAUGGGAGCCGCAGGGCAGGGGUGGUGGUGGCAACAACAGAGCAACGUGUUUCGAACUUCUGGACUCCAUCUUGGACCUCAAGAUUGUCCAUGUGCUUGACAUGCACACAGGGCAGCUGUACUCCUACCCAGUAGAGGAGGAUGAGACUGUGGAGUCCCUGAUGAUCCGGCUGGCACUGGAAACACAAAUGCCUGUAGAACAUCAAGAGCUGAUGUUUUCCACUGGCAUGUCACCUGAUCCGAAUGGCAAAGUCUCCCAGUGCUGGGAGGAACCUGGCAAGGAUGACAACUUUGUGUUCCUGUUCAAUAAGAACUUCAUAGAUGAGUCAAAGUUUGUCUUCAAACCGCUUCCUGAGGUGGUGAAAGUGAUGAUUGCAGAACCACAUACGUUACAACCAUAUCCAGAGAGGAAAAAAUCGUAUGGCCUGUCAUACCACUACUGUAGACAGACAGCAGAUAACUAUAAUCAGCUGUUCAAAGGCAGCAGAGCAUCCAUGCUAAACCUCCUCCGUCUACAGAACACAAUGACCAAACUGGUGAAGGAAAUCUCCAGCAGCUUCUGUACAUACAAGGGACAAGCAGCACAUUUCAUGGCCAGCCUUGAGUGUGAUAUGGAGAAAUAUGCUGAGCAGUCUACAACAGGAAUAACCUCAGAAAAGAUGUUCAGGUCUUGGAGAGAAACACAGAAGGAAGUUGAGGCAGUCACCACAGUGCAUCAAGACGAGGUCCUGAAACAUGAGAGUGCCAGUACAGCUCUGCAGACUAAACUGGUCCAGCCUCAGAGGAGUCCGCUCGCUCGCAGGAGGCAGAUAGAGGAAUUGGAUGACAUAGCAAAGCAGGCAUUGACUCUCUUCAAUGAGCUCAGACAAACUCCCAGAGAAGACAGAAUGCAUUACAGAGACAGUCAGAAGAUGGUGAGAGUUGUGCUGAGCUGUGUCACAAAAAGAGACGUGCUUGUGAAGGACAUAUACACCCAUCUUAUGAAGCUGAUAGAGUUGAGAAAAGAAGUGAAGGAGUUGCUACCCAAGAUACAAAGAACUCUAAAGGACAUUGAAGAAUCCAGGAAAAAACUGACUGCAUUCCAGAGGAAGAGGCAACAGGACCUAUGGACUUUGCUGAAAGUUGUGAAGGUGCCUGGGAACUCCCCUGACCCUGGAGGAGUGGACAACAGGACCACCCCACCCCCCAGAUCCCUGUCCUCCAGCACUAGUAGUGUGUCUUCUGUCUACCUGGAGAAAACAUGUGAGGAAUCUAUGGUGACAAGAAAUGAGAACCAGGAUGUGAGAGGAAGGUUUUCGGAGAUGUUUAGCAGCAUCAUGAACCUGGAGUCUGACAGCUUCACUAACACACAGUCACUAGAUUGGAGUUUUCUCCAGGAUGCCAUGGAGGUCAGACAUGACAGAGACAGCACCAAAGAGUCUGUAGAGGAGAGUUUAUAAAAAUCUACUUCUGUACACUUGAUGCUGCUGCUGGGAAUACAAGCAGGACUGAAAUCCAUUGAAUGUUAACAAACUGGCCUGCCUACUAGUAGACUGAGAAACUUUUGUUGUCUUUAAAGGGGCAUUCCACUCCACACGGGAGUGUUAUUUUCCGAUAGAUAUAAAUUUUAGGGAGUGAUAACUGCAUACUACUUCACAUUAUAUAAUUAAGUACCCAGUUGCUCCACAUGCCUCAAAAGCA
Molecule: messenger RNA, 2858 nt
Organism: Branchiostoma floridae (Florida lancelet)
Lineage: Eukaryota; Metazoa; Chordata; Leptocardii; Amphioxiformes; Branchiostomatidae
Product: inhibitor of nuclear factor kappa-B kinase subunit alpha-like
Exons: 24
Coding region: 308-2617 (769 amino acids)
Biological process (GO): positive regulation of transcription by RNA polymerase II; peptidyl-serine phosphorylation; tumor necrosis factor-mediated signaling pathway
Cellular component (GO): cytoplasm; IkappaB kinase complex
Molecular function (GO): IkappaB kinase activity; ATP binding
Source: RefSeq, a predicted model, not a curated record